AUGUAUUCCUUCAAAUCGAUCGCUCAUUUGGCAGCUACGGCAUUGGGAUUACUGGCAAUUGUCCAUGGAGCCGAAGUCCAAUCAACCGUUACAACUAUCGAUCCUGAGAUCUGCCAUUCGACCAUGAAGAACCAUCGAUGGGUUGUUACCGACGUGGUAAUGGAUCGAGAGAAAGACAACAUCGGAGUCUUAUUCAAUAUGUAUGACACUGCACCAAAUCCACAGGGAUUCGCGAACAGCUGCUAUGUCAAACCCUUUGCGAUAGACAACGACAUCGACGAAGAUGCAGAUCCAUGGAAGGACUGCUUGAUUGCCGCUCCGCCUCGCCCCAAUGAAUCGUUUCAAUAUAGUAUCGAUCGAAGACAAUGGUUUGAAGACGAUGCCGGAUGGAUCGAAGGAGUUAUUUAUUUCAAACAUGCUUGGGGAGCAUGCUACUGGGACGAAGGACGGGGGAUAGAGGAGACAGAGUGUGCAGAUCAAGGUGCUCAGAUAUUUAACAUUACAAUCGACCUCAGAGAUGGAGAAGAACGCCAUGUGGUCGGGUACCCGCCUAUGAUCCUUCAUCGCGCUCAGACACAAGCUAUAUGCAUAUCGGAUUGCGUGGAUGCAGGCUUGGUUGCAAAUGAAACAUGCUUAACUACACCUGUUGGCGGUGGUGGCGACGACGAUGAGAAUGAGCAAGAAGAGGAGGAAGAUGAGGAUAAAUUAAAUUCGAAGAUCUGCACCUUUCAGAACUAG
Molecule: messenger RNA, 738 nt
Organism: Glarea lozoyensis ATCC 20868
Lineage: Eukaryota; Fungi; Ascomycota; Leotiomycetes; Helotiales; Helotiaceae
Exons: 3
Coding region: 1-738 (245 amino acids)
Source: RefSeq, a predicted model, not a curated record